Messenger RNA from Oikopleura dioica, 1419 nucleotides. Lineage: Eukaryota; Metazoa; Chordata; Appendicularia; Copelata; Oikopleuridae. The record is from the annotation of a GenBank genome assembly.
AUGUUCCUUCUCAACUUCUUCAUUCUCGCUCUCGUCGAUGCCCGAGCAGUCGUCGCUCCUGAAAUUGCUCAAGGAGCAACUUCUUCUUCUAGCAAACACAUCCGCCUCUACAGUCGUACUGGCCGAUUCAUGUCCAUCAACAAUCGCUCCGUCGGCCAAUCUCGCUUCAACUCGAUCGACUCCGUCCUCGAGCUCGUCAGAACCGACUCCGGACUCGUCAUUAAAUCCCCCGUCUCAGGUCGCUUCCUCAGCAUCACCAACGCCGGCCGAGUCCGAACAACAACCUCCUUCUCCACCGCCGCCUUUUUCGAACAAGAAAAAAUCCGAGAAAACAACUUUUCGACCUUCAAAAUCGCUGGAAAGGAAAACUGCCGACUCAUGGCUUCUCGACUUCGCUAUCGAGUUAGCUGCAGCGAAAAAACGAAGCGAAAUUCGGCCAAAGUCUUGUUUUUGGCAAAACGAGCUCAUAUUCCUCUUCGAUAUCUCGCUGCUGAUCCAAAGCUCAACUGCUUGGGCACGCAUACCUACAAUGAGGACUUGUCGGACAAUGGCUUCCUUGCUGAGCUUGGAGAGGGACUCGAGAUAGUAAGAGUUGUUUCCGGAAGAGGGCUGCUGCCAGAGUAUGAUCCAGCGGGAGAGGGUGUCGACUACUACGAUCCAUACUAUGGACAGAUGACCUACCACAAAGUCGGCGACACGGUCAGAGUUGGAUGCAAGCUUGGCUAUAGCAACGCUAUCGCCAAGGAAUUUACCGGCGCAAAAUGCCUUUGCUCCAUGGGCAGCUGUUCUUUCGCCCUGAACAAUGCUGCCUACCGUUGUGUUCCAGACACAACCGCGGCAAUUCCAGUCUGGCAAGGAGGAAACUUCAACUACGUCAAGGGUGUCUACGAUAACUACUUCCUGAUGAAGGCUCGAAUCAUGAACUUGAUGUCGGUAGAGAAAUGGGAUUGGGACCAGUACAAUCAUGUCACCAACACAUUUGCCGUUAAUCCGCAGUAUUGGACGACCGCGAAAUUCACGCUUUUCGUUUUCUGUCCAUUCGACGUGACUCAAGGCGGUCUUAACUCAGACGGCAUCAUCAACUUCCCCGAUUUCUACUAUUCAGAGCACUCGGCUGAUGGAAAGCUUUGGUCGUUCCUAUCUAGAGAGCCAACUGUUUUGGACAAGAUUGCCUGUAACGGUGGUGUUUGCGACAGUGGCAAUCACUACUUCAAAGGAUACAUUGGUUGGAGUCCAAACGCAAAUAACAGAGGACCGGUCGAUAUUGCUGACUAUACUUGUGAAAUCGGUAUUCUUCCUGAACAUCGACCAACCGCGAUCGCAGAUCUUGUCACGAACUUCGACGCUUUUGCCGGCGGAAACUUCGACAAAAUGACCAAUUAUUUGCGAAGUGCUCCCUUCAAAGUUAACGAUCUCUAA